Molecule: messenger RNA, 1393 nt
Organism: Leptosomus discolor (cuckoo roller)
Lineage: Eukaryota; Metazoa; Chordata; Aves; Leptosomiformes; Leptosomidae
Source: RefSeq, a predicted model, not a curated record
GAAUUCAAAAAAAGAAGCUGACUUAAACGUGGCACAGGCUCGUAUGAGAGACCUUGAUGCUCAGCUGAAUGCGAAGGAAGCUGACUUAGCAACAGCUUUGAAUGAGAAACGAAGCUUGGAGAAUGACGUUCAUGAAUUAAAGGCUCAAGUAGUCACUCUGGAGCUUUCACUGGAAGAUACCAAGAAGCAUCUCCACAGUGAAAUGUUGAGGAGGGUGGAACUGGAAAAUCAUAUGAAAACUUUGCAGGAACAAAUGACGUUCCAGAAGCGCCUUCAUGAAGAUGAGCUCAAGGAGACAAAGAGAGUCCAUGAGAGCAGGGUAGCAGAAAUAGAAUCUGGCCGUCAGAGAGAAUUUGAGAGUAAGCUCUCAGAUGUUCUGCAGGGGCUCAGAAAGCAACAUGAAGAACAAAUUCAAGGAUACAAAGAGGAGCUGGAGCGAACAUUCAGUGCAAAAAUGGAGAAUGCCCAGAUAUCUGCAGCAAGAAGUGCUGACCUUGCCAAUGCUGCACAGGAGGAGCUGAUGCAAACAAAGCAGAGAAUUGAUAUUCUGACAGCUCAAGCUAAUCAAUAUCAAAGCCAGAAUGCUGCUUUGGAGAACAAAAUAAGGGAGCUACAGGAGACACUGGAUUAUGAUCGUGAACUCCAUCGAAGGCGUAUGGCUGAAAAAGAGAAAGAAAUGGCACAAGCCCAGCAGCAGACACAAGCGCAGUUGGAAGAAUAUGAGAAUCUCUUAGAUGUGAAACUGGCUCUAGAUCUGGAAAUAAAUACCUACAGAAAGAUGCUGGAAGGAGAGGAACAAAGGCUAAAGCUGUCACCCAGUCCAUCUUCACACAGCAUUACAACUCAAGCAACAAGUCAAGGGCGACGGUUUCUGCAUGGGAAGAAAAGGAAAAUGAAAGAAGCCAAGAAGAGAGGGCAUAGUGUUGGAUUUAAGACUGUUCAGCAUGCUUCAUCUUCUGGAAAUGUAUCUAUUGAAGAAAUCGAUGCAGAUGGGAAAUUUGUCAGGCUUAAAAACAACUCUGACGAGGAUCAACCACUACAUGGAUGGGUGUUAAGACGACAUCUUGGAAGUGUGUCAGAUGUAACAUACAAAUUUCCUUCACUCUUCACUCUUCAGGCAGGCCAAGUAGUUACAAUCUGGGGUGCGGCUGCUGGUGUAAGCCCAGGUCCUAGUGAUCUGGUCUGGAAGUCUCAGAAGUCCUGGGGAACUGGGGGUGAUAUUGGUGUUACACUCAUCACAGAUGAUGGUGAGGAACUUGCAGAGAGGAAGAUAAUGCAUAUACCCAGAGGAGAAGACAGUGGUGAGCAAGAUGAUGAUUAUGAAGAAGUAACUGGAAGUGAAAUGGAGUUUCCUCCUCAGCAAAAUGAGGAUCCUAGCUGUUCUAUCAUGUAA